AUGAUGUCCUCCGCCGAGGAGGAGGACGGCGGCGGAGGUGGCGGAGAAGCCGAUCAGGAGCGAGCCGACCUCUGGCAAGCUACAUUACAGGCCGCCGUCCAGAAUGCCAUCGACCCGACGAAAAAGCGUCCGCAAACACGGAAACCGCUGCGACAAACCAACGUCGUCGAACGAUCCGAGCGAUCUUUGCUGUGUCUGUCGUUAUCAAAUCCGAUCCGUAAACUAUGCAUAACAAUCGUCGAAUGGCGACCUUUCGAAUUUCUGAUUCUUUUAAUGAUAUGUGCCAAUUGUAUAGCUCUAGCCGUCUAUCAGCCAUAUCCAGCUCAGGACUCUGACUCUAAAAACACUAUAUUAGAACAAAUAGAGUAUUUAUUUAUUGUUGUUUUUACAAUAGAAUGUAUUUUAAAAGUGGUAGCAUUGGGCUUUCUAUUUCAUCCAGGUGCUUACUUAAGGAACGCUUGGAACGUUCUCGAUUUUAUAAUUGUCGUUAUUGGACUUGUGAGUACAAUAUUAUCACGUAUGAACAUCCAAGGUUUCGAUGUGAAAGCCCUUAGAGCAUUUCGUGUGUUACGUCCUUUACGUUUAGUAUCUGGAGUUCCUAGUCUUCAAGUUGUGUUGAAUGCAAUUCUUAGGGCUAUGAUUCCCCUGUUACAUAUUGCUCUAUUAGUUCUAUUCGUGAUAUUAAUUUAUGCUAUCAUUGGAUUAGAACUGUUUUGUGGCAAAUUGCAUUCCACAUGCAUUGAUCCAGCGACAGGUCAACUUGCUCAGAAGGAUCCAACGCCUUGUGGUAAUGUAGGCUCCGCUUUUCAUUGCCAACCUUCGGAUUCCCUAUCACAAAUGGGUGUCCAAUGGGUUUGCUCAUCAAAUACAUCAUGGCCAGGACCAAAUAAUGGCAUCACAAAUUUUGAUAAUUUUGGAUUAGCUAUGCUUACAGUUUUCCAAUGUGUAUCAUUAGAAGGUUGGACAGACGUCAUGUAUUGGGUAAAUGACGCUGUCGGCCGUGAAUGGCCAUGGAUAUAUUUUGUAACUCUCGUUAUCCUGGGUUCAUUUUUCGUACUUAACCUCGUUUUGGGAGUUUUGUCCGGAGAAUUCUCUAAAGAACGAGAGAAGGCCCGUGCUCGAGGUUUAUUUCAAAAGUUUCGAGAGAAACAACAAUUGGAAGAAGAUCUCAAAGGUUAUCUGGAUUGGAUCACCCAAGCUGAAGAUAUGGAACCUGUGAACGAAGAUGAGCAGGAAGAAGAACAAAUUCCUCAAGACGGUGAACAAGAAGAAGAAGGAGAAGAGCGAGCAGAAGAACAACGCCCAACCUUAUGGAAGAAACGUUUCAAAAGAAUAGAAAAAUGGAAUAGAAGAUGUAGGCGUGUGUGUAGACGUCUAGUUAAGAGUCAAUCAUUCUAUUGGCUUGUCAUUUUGUUGGUGCUUUUAAAUACCCUAGUACUAUCCUCAGAACAUUACGGUCAAUCAGAAUGGCUGGAUAACUUCCAAACUAUGGCCAACUUAUUUUUCGUAAUUCUGUUCUCAAUGGAAAUGCUUUUGAAGAUGUACACUCUCGGCUUUACCACAUAUACAACAUCACAAUUCAAUCGUUUUGACUGUUUUGUUGUUAUUAGUUCAAUUAUUGAAUUCGUACUAGUUUACUUCAAUUUGAUGAAGCCUCUUGGAGUGUCUGUGCUUCGAUCUGCACGUCUUCUUAGGAUAUUUAAAGUUACAAAAUACUGGACAUCUCUACGAAAUCUUGUUUCUUCCUUAUUAAAUUCACUGAGAUCCAUCAUGUCUCUGCUACUGCUGCUCUUCUUGUUCAUUGUUAUCUUUGCGCUGCUGGGUAUGCAGGUAUUUGGUGGAAAGUUCAACUUCAAUCCUCAACAACCAAAACCACGUGCUAACUUCGAUACUUUCAUUCAAUCAUUGCUCACAGUGUUCCAGAUUCUUACUGGUGAAGAUUGGAACACAGUUAUGUAUAAUGGUAUAGAGUCAUUUGGUGGCGUAGGAACUUUGGGUGUUAUCGUAUCCAUUUACUUCAUUGUUCUGUUUAUCUGUGGUAACUACAUUCUGUUAAAUGUUUUCUUGGCUAUCGCUGUCGAUAAUCUCGCCGAUGCUGAUAGUUUAACGAAUGCUGAAAAAGAAGAAGAACAACAAGAUGGUGAUGAAGACUUCGAUGCCGAAGAAGAAGAAGCAGAAGGCGAUGAUGAAGGAGAAGAAGGAGAAUGUGGUGAAGAUGAAAUGGUAACAGCUCGACCACGACGAAUGAGCGAAGUUCAGUCAGCAACGACUGUCAAGCCAAUACCAAAAGCUUCCUCAUUAUUCAUUCUUAGUCACACUAAUCCAUUUCGAGUAUUUUGCAAUAAAAUUGUCAACCACUCGUACUUCACCAACAGCGUCCUCGUCUGUAUCUUGGUUUCCUCUGCUAUGUUAGCAGCUGAAGAUCCAUUGGAAGCCAAUUCUAGUAGGAACACGAUUUUGAACUAUUUCGAUUAUUUUUUCACCACCGUAUUCACAAUUGAAAUUACGUUGAAAGUUGUUGUGGAUGGACUUGUCUUUCACAAAGGAUCCUUCUGUCGCAAUGCUUUCAACUUACUGGAUAUUCUUGUCGUGGCCGUAUCCCUAAUCUCUUUCGUGCUCAAAUCUGAUGCCAUUUCCGUGGUUAAGAUUCUUCGUGUCUUACGUGUGUUGCGUCCUUUACGUGCUAUCAACAGAGCUAAGGGUCUCAAGCAUGUCGUCCAAUGUGUUAUUGUAGCUGUCAAGACUAUCGGUAACAUUAUGUUGGUUACGUUCAUGCUGCAGUUCAUGUUUGCUAUUAUUGGAGUACAGUUAUUCAAAGGAACUUUCUUCUCAUGUAACGAUUUAUCCAAGAUGACGGAAGCCGAAUGUCGUGGUGAAUAUAUACAUUAUGAGGAUGGUGACCCGACUAAGCCUGUCUCUAAAAAACGGGUCUGGACCAAUAAUGACUUCAAUUUUGAUAACGUUGGUGAUGCUAUGAUUUCAUUAUUCGUCGUCUCAACAUUCGAAGGAUGGCCAGAUCUUUUGUAUGUGGCUAUCAAUUCGAACGAAGAAGAUCGUGGUCCCGUUCAUAACUCUCGUCAAGCUGUCGCCCUGUUCUUCAUUGCCUUCAUCAUUGUCAUCGCUUUCUUCAUGAUGAACAUAUUCGUCGGUUUCGUCAUCGUUACUUUCCAAACAGAAGGAGAACGUGAAUACGAAAAUUGCGAAUUGGAUAAAAACCAAAGGAAGUGUAUAGAGUUCGCUUUGAAAGCAAAACCGCAUCGGCGUUAUAUUCCACGGAAUCGAUUCCAAUACCGCGUUUGGUGGUUUGUAACUUCGAGGGCAUUCGAAUAUGUUAUCUUCUUGAUUAUCGUAUUGAACACCAUAUCUCUUGCGUGCAAGCAUUAUCCAUCAGGACCAACAUUUGAGAACGUGCUAGAUAUAUUAAAUUUGGUAUUCACUGGAGUUUUUGCGUUCGAAGCUGUUUUCAAAAUAAUUGCUCUGAAUCCCAAGAAUUAUUUCGGCGAUCGAUGGAAUGCCUUCGAUUUCGUUAUCGUUCUUGGAUCAUUCAUUGACAUUAUUUAUGGAAAGCUGAACCCCGGAGGAUCCAAUCUCAUUUCCAUCAAUUUCUUCCGUCUUUUCCGAGUUAUGCGUUUGGUCAAACUGCUGUCUCGUGGAGAAGGUAUCCGUACACUGCUUUGGACUUUCAUGAAAAGUUUUCAAGCUUUGCCAUAUGUUGCCUUACUCAUCGUUCUACUCUUCUUCAUUUAUGCUGUAAUUGGAAUGCAAGUGUUCGGAAAGGUCGCAUUGGAUGAUUCCACCCAAAUCCACAGGAACAACAAUUUCCAUUCAUUCUUCGCUGCUGUUCUUGUUCUAUUCCGUUCAGCUACAGGAGAAGCUUGGCAAGAAGUCAUGCUUUCAUGCUCUGAUCGCGAAGAUGUCCGUUGUGAUCCUUUAUCCGAUGAUUUCAAGCGGGAUCCGACAGCCAGAUGCGGAGUUAACUUUGCCUACCCAUACUUCAUAUCGUUCUUCAUGUUGUGCUCAUUCCUUGUUAUCAACUUGUUUGUUGCUGUCAUUAUGGAUAACUUCGAUUACCUCACACGAGAUUGGUCAAUCUUGGGACCACAUCAUUUGGAAGAGUUUGUCCGAUUAUGGUCUGAAUACGAUCCAGAUGCUAAAGGAAGGAUUAAACAUUUGGAUGUGGUUACAUUGUUACGUAAAAUCUCGCCACCUCUCGGAUUCGGAAAGUUGUGUCCUCAUCGUUUGGCUUGCAAGAGAUUGGUAUCUAUGAACAUGCCUUUGAACUCUGACGGUACUGUCUGCUUUAAUGCAACUUUAUUCGCUCUUGUUCGAACCAAUUUGAAAAUCUAUACCGAAGGAAAUAUUGAUGAGGCCAACGAACAGUUGCGAUCUGCUAUUCGACGCAUUUGGAAACGAACACCUAUCAGAAUGCUCGACGAAGUCGUACCACCUGCAGGAAAAGAAGAUGAUGUUACAGUCGGAAAGUUCUAUGCAACUUUCUUGAUUCAGGAUUAUUUCCGUCGUUUCAAGAAACGCAAAGAACUGGAAGCAAAGGGAAUAGUGCCAACGCAAACUCCUCAAGCUAUGGCUCUUCAAGCUGGUUUACGUACUCUCAUCGAGAUCGGACCAGAAUUGAAACGAGCUAUUUCUGGAAAUUUGGAGACGGAUUUCCAUUUCGACGAUCCCGAACCACAACAUCGAAGAACUCAUUCACUUUUCAACAAUAUCGUCAGCCGAUUUUCUGGCUCCAGAUCUCCUUCUGACGUUGGUUCACACGAACGACCUUCAUACCAUAAAUCUUCUGAAGCACAGUCUCCAAUGAGUGACGGAUGCUUACCGACUCAAUCGCUUAUCCCUCCGUCCCAUAGUAACGGGGGAGCUCGACGAUUACCAUUCAUACCACCUUAUACCAACCAUAUACAAGAUGAGUCUGAUCGCAUUCGAGAUACGGGUACAAGACCAGGCAUAGAUCAGCAUAAUCGGUUAAUAAUAGCUAACAGAAAUAUGCCAAACGAGACUGAUGAUGAAGAAGACUGGAUGCGAAUGAGGGGACGACCAGUAGCUGAACGUCGUUUAUUACCACCUAUCACCCAGCCUAUGGAUAUGGCUACCAGUCAAGCUCUUGUCAUGGCCGGUACGAAUGUCAUCUGA
Molecule: messenger RNA, 5148 nt
Organism: Auanema sp. JU1783
Lineage: Eukaryota; Metazoa; Nematoda; Chromadorea; Rhabditida; Rhabditidae
Source: the annotation of a GenBank genome assembly